Messenger RNA from Talaromyces marneffei, 1317 nucleotides. RefSeq lists its product as uncharacterized. The transcript has 4 exons. Gene Ontology annotation, molecular function: pyruvate dehydrogenase (acetyl-transferring) kinase activity. NCBI's taxonomy places the organism in Eukaryota, Fungi, Ascomycota, Eurotiomycetes, Eurotiales, Trichocomaceae. Gene Ontology annotation, cellular component: mitochondrion. The record is from RefSeq and is a predicted model, not a curated record. Gene Ontology annotation, biological process: regulation of glucose metabolic process; protein phosphorylation. Bases 1 to 1317 code for a protein of 438 amino acids.
AUGAUUAGAAGUUGUGUGUCAACAUGCUAUCAACCACAUAAGCGGCUAGUUCUCGGGUCUGCUCUGUACUCUAUACAAGCACACAAGCCGCCUCCAUGGAGGCCUGCUAUCAUACUGGAUGAGUGGGUGGAACGAACGGUGCGCCCUAUCAGUCUGCGUCAAUUGACCUUUUUUGGCCGGGCGUUGACAGAGCCUCGCUUACUGAGUUCUGCCAACUAUGUUCGUACCGAGCUUCCCACAAGACUGGCUCAUCGCCUGCGUGAAAUGCAAACACUGCCUUAUGUAGUCGUUGCAAACCCGCACAUAUCAUUGGUCUACGAAUUGUACUACAGGGCUUUCGACAGAUUCCGAACUAUUCCUGAAAUCAAGUCCUUGGAUGAUAAUAAUCGUUAUUGCGAUGUCCUGCGAGAAACGCUCAAAGAGCACUUGACGGUCAUCCCGAACCUCGCCAUGGGCGUGCUUGAGUGCCAAGGGCUUGUGAAACCGGACGAAAUUGAUAGAUUCUUGAACACAAUGCUUCGCGCGAGAAUAUCUCGUCGCGUCAUAGCAGAACAACACCUUGCUUUAACGGAAACAUUCAACGCGUCACAACGGUCUCAAAAAUCCGAUCCUAGAGCUGAUCAAAAUUCCGACUUUGUGGGUGAGGUCUUUCUCAAAUGCAAUGCAAAGGAUGUUGUCGAGAGAUGUGGAAAGUUUGCUCAAGAGUUGAUGCGUCAGAGCUCCGGAUCAAACAAGAUACCUAAGAUCAACAUCAAAGGGCAUCUUGACGCAACAUUCCCAUAUAUUCUUGGUCACUUGGAAUACAUUAUUGGAGAACUUUUGCGAAAUUCUAUCCAGGCCGUGAUGGAAAAGUAUCAAGACUCCCCCAUCGAUCCUCCCCCAAUUGAGGUUCUUAUCUGUGAAGCAUCACAAUAUGUCACUCUACGUAUCUCGGACCGAGGCGGCGGCGUUCCCAGAGAGAUAUUUCCGACGCUUUGGUCUUUCAGUAAAGGGCCACGAACCCAGGAUCGUCUGGAAAACCUCGGUCAGGUUCCCACUCUAGCUGCCACCAUGCAGGAGCUUGAGGCUCCCCUGGGUUUGGAACCUGGGAUUAAAGGUACCCAUCGCGAGGGAUCUUUGUCCACUUUGAGUUCACGUCCACCCAAUCUUCGACUAGGUAUUGGGCUACCCAUGAGCAGAGUCUAUGCCGAAUAUUGGGCGGGAAGCUUAGAGCUGCACAGUCUUGAAGGAUACGGAGUGGACGCUUUCCUGCAGAUUUCGAAGCUUGGCAACAAAAACGAGCAAGUUACCGCCAGAGCUUCGGUGGACGCAGUAUGA